Molecule: messenger RNA, 690 nt
Organism: Closterium sp. NIES-65
Lineage: Eukaryota; Viridiplantae; Streptophyta; Zygnematophyceae; Desmidiales; Closteriaceae
Source: the annotation of a GenBank genome assembly
AUGGCUAGCCAACAUACGACCGAGGUUCUGGGGAGGAUGCAUGCUCUCAAGCUCACAGCACUCUCUGAUGCCCAGAAUCAUGAGGGCGUGGACGUGGUUGAUCUGCUGCCCGGCCCCAUCUGGCACAUCAUCUUCCGCCACCUGCUGAAGAAGCGGGGUGACUCCUGGGGCGCAUGGCAGUGGGGGGGAGGCAGCGACUCGUAUGAGGAGAACUCGAGGCGAUUCGGCUCCUCCUGGCCUGUGCUGUGCUGUGGCAUGGCCAGCACGAGGCUCUUCCGUCAUGUCAUCUCCUUCUGUGUGAGUCAUCAUCAUGUGCUGCUCCCUUCUCCCUUCCCCCUUCCCCCUUUCCCCUUCGCCCACCUGCUUCUUUACCGCCAUGUCAUCUCCUUCUCCGUGCGUCAUCAUCAUCAUGUGCUGCUCCCCUCAUUCCAUUCCACCCACGUGCCUCUUCACCACCAUCAUGGUGCCAUCUCCUUCUCCCUCCAAUCCUCCGACGACCUACCCAGCCUCGCCCGUCUUUUGGAGCCGGCCACUCUCUCCCUCACAGGCCUGUGCCUUGACGUGUGGGACUCUCCCGGGCCUUUGCUGGAUCCGGCCUUUCUCGGGGAGUUUCAGCUGCUGCAGCAGCUGGAGCUACGCCUUGGGAGUUGGCUCCUGGGCAACCUCAACCCAGCAACGUUCCAGGCUUGA